Molecule: messenger RNA, 615 nt
Organism: Triplophysa dalaica
Lineage: Eukaryota; Metazoa; Chordata; Actinopteri; Cypriniformes; Nemacheilidae
Gene: scxb
Product: scleraxis bHLH transcription factor b
Exons: 2
Coding region: 1-615 (204 amino acids)
Biological process (GO): regulation of transcription by RNA polymerase II; developmental process
Molecular function (GO): protein dimerization activity; DNA-binding transcription factor activity, RNA polymerase II-specific; RNA polymerase II transcription regulatory region sequence-specific DNA binding
Source: RefSeq, a predicted model, not a curated record
AUGUCCUUUGCAAUGGUGCGACCAACCCCAGGUCACUUUCUGUGCUCUGAGAUCAGGAUGCUCUCUGAGGAUGAUGAAAACGGUAGCGAAGGCUCUGGGUCCGACGACAAAACCUUCAGCAUGGCAUCUCACGGCUACAGCACCUUCAAGCUAGGCGCUCGCAGCAAAAGGUACGGCUGCAGAUCGGUGGCACUUACCACUGAGAUCCGUUCCCCCGUUACCGAAGUACGGCCGCGGAACACUGCGAACGCCCGGGAACGAGAUCGCACCAACAGCGUUAAUACAGCCUUCACCGCUUUGAGGACGCUGAUACCAACCGAACCCGCUGACAGGAAACUGUCCAAGAUCGAGACGCUGCGGUUGGCGUCCAGCUACAUCUCUCACCUUGGGAACGUUCUGCUGGUCGGAGACGAGUGCGGAGACGAGUGUGUAGACGGCCAGCCCUGUCUCAGGAGCUCUGCAGCUUUGUUUCAUCACCAUCACAACCUCCAGAAAAACACAACACCCAGCCCAGACUCCGAGAACUCUCAGCCCAGACAAAUCUGCACCUUCUGCCUCAGUAACCAGAGACGACUGAACAAAGGAAGAGGAAGAAAAACAGCCUUAAGAAGUUAG